GUAUCAACAUUCUAGGAGAAGCACAAGGGGAAAGAGCUGGGGACACAGAAAGACUUGUUGAGAUGGAACAAAUUCUCUCCUCACUUAUGGAGAUGAGAAAGACAGUAGAAGGCRUGGCUCUCUGGGGUCGACAGAUCUGUGCAAUUGCAAAGGUUCRUUUGCUAAAGUUGAAGCAUGAAAGAAAAGCUCUUCUAUCACUGUUGUUGAUUCUGGUGGUUGGAUUUUUCCCUCUUUUUUUGGAGUAUAUCUUGGUGAAAGUUCAUCAAAACAGUUACACUUUGGAACUGUCUCCUCAUCUGUACUUCCUGGCUCCUGGACAACAGCCACAGGACCCUCUCACUCGAUUAUUGAUCAUCAAUAACACAGGGGAGAGCAUUGAUGAGUUUGUCCAUGCCGUGGAGUGCCAGAGCAUAGCUGUGGAAGUAGAUGCAGCUGGAACUAGAAAUGGUAUAGAUGACCCUUCUUAUAAUGGAGCCAUAAUAGUAUUUCGUAAUGAAAAGAAAUAUGACUUUUUAUUUUCGUGCAAUACCAAAAGACUGAAUUGCUUCCCGGUUCUCAUGGAUAUUAUUAGUAACGGGCUACGUGGAACGCUUACACCAUCGGCACAUAUUCAAACUGAGUGGAGCACAGUUUUGAGGAGAAUAUGGGAUAAUCCAUUUGAAAUCCUGGGAUACACCUUAUUCUGGCUGGUUUUGGCAUCCAGCUGCCCUCCUUACAUAGCCAUGGGCAGCAUUGAUGAUUACAAGAACAGCGUGAGGUCGCUGCUGCGGAUUUCGGGCCUCUUUCCUUCUGCCUACUGGCUCGGGCAGGUGCUGGUGGACUGGCCGCUGUACUGCCUGUUUUUCCCUUUUAUGUAUUUAAUGGAUUACGUCUUGAACUCCCAAGAGACUGUAUUUACGCUUGUGAAUUAUUUCAUUCAAAGGCUGUGUGCUAUUGGGUAUGCCAUGUCCCUUAUCUUCUUGACAUAUGUGAUUUCAUUCACCUUUCGCAAGGGGAAAAAAAAUAGUGGUAUUUGGUCAUUUUGCUUCUAUGUUGUCACCGUAUCCUCUGUGCUUAUAUGUGUGUUGGAAAACUCUGAAAGUGUUCCACUAUUUUUCAUCACUGUUUUAGUACCACAAGCCACACUGAUUGGCUGUCUGUUCUUAUAUUUUCAUCUUUUCAUGUUUACUGUCUUCGAUGAUGAACAACAUACUGGAGAACUAUUUCUGGUCUUCCUAAUUCCCUUCCUUCAUUAUAUCAUUUUUCUUUUUAUUCUCCGAUGUCUGGAAUGGAAAUUUGGAAAGAAACCCAUGGGAAAGGAUCCCUUCUUUAGAAUUUCUCCAAAAAGUGGUGAUGUGUGUCAAAAUCCAGAAGAACCCCAAGAGGAGGAUGAAGAUGUUCAGAUGGAAAGACUGAGAACGGCUGAUGCCUUGAAUUCCACAGACUUUAAUGAGAAGCCAGUCAUUGUCGCCAGCUGUCUGCGCAAGGAGUACGCSGGAAAGAAGAAGCAUUGCUUCUCUAAGAGGAAGAGCAAAGUCGCCACCAGGAAUGUCUCAUUCUGUGUCAGGAAAGGUGAAGUUUUAGGGUUGUUGGGACACAACGGAGCUGGUAAAAGUACAUCCAUUAAGGUGAUAACUAGAGACACGAAAUCAACUGCUGGCCAGGUGCUACUCCAAGGGAGCAGCGGAGGGGAUGCCCUUGGGUUCCUGGGGUACUGUCCUCAGGACAAUGUGCUGUGGSCCAACCUGACCAUGAGGAAGCACCUGGAGGUGUUUGCCACUGUGAAGGGGCUGAGCAGAGGUGAUGCUGAGCUGGCCAUUGCACGGUUGGUGGAUGCGUUCAAGCUGCAGGAUCAGCUGAAGGCCGCUGUGAAGACCUUGUCAGCCGGAAUAAAGAGAAAGCUGUGCUUCAUGCUGAGCAUCCUGGGGAGCCCGUCAGUGAUGCUUCUGGAUGAGCUCACCAGAAUGGACCCCGAGGGGCAGCAGCAGAUGUAGCAGACAAUCCAGGCCAUCAUUAGGAACACAGAGAGGGGCGCCACCUUGACCACCCAUUACGUGGCGGAGGCAGAGGCAGUGUGUGACCGCGUGGCCAUCAUGGUGUCUGGAAGGCUGAGGUGUAUUGGCUCCAUCCAACACCUAAAAAGCAAAUUUGGCAAAGAUUACCUGUUGGAGAUGAAGGUGAAGACCCUCACACAGGUGGAGGCCCUCCAUGCAGAAAUCCUGAGGCUUUUCCCCCGGACUGCUCAGCAGGAAAGGUACUCUUCUUUGAUGGUUUAUAAAUUACCAGUGGAGGACGUGCAACCCUUAGCCCAGGCUUUCUUCAAAUUAGAGAAGCUCAAACAGAGCUUCCACCUGGAGGAGUACAGCCUCUCCCAGUCCACCCUGGAGCAGGUUUUCCUGGAGCUCUCCAAGGAGCAGGAGCUGGAUGUUUUUGAUGAUGAACUUGAUCCUUCAGUGAACUGGAAGCUUCUCUCACAGGAAGAACCUUAAGCCAGGAGUACUCUAUGUUCCCGUGGAAGCCUGUGGUUGCUUUUUAAAGACAUUUAUUUUGUUAGCAUCAAUGUCAUAUUCAUGGAAACUACAUUAUAAACACUGAGAUGGCUCUUCAUGUAGGGAGAGGAKCGGCCAGUGUAGCUGCAGGGACAUGGUGGAUGGCCUGUCUGAGCCUCCUCCUGCCCUAGCCUCUGCACCUCCGAAGGCUGCUCUGCCUCCAUUUUUCUGUAGAAUGCUAAAUAAAUACGUUUACUUUUAUGCAACUAAGUUUCUAAGUAUGAUAAACAGACUUUCAUAUUUUUGAGUCAAAAAUCUUAAAACACACUUUUCUAACUCAGAGUAAGGAUUCCAUGUAUUUACUCUCUGAAUAUUUAUGAUACUUUAAAAAACUGAUAUCGUCAUAAAAAUUUACUUUUUGAAGUAGAUUUCAGUAUGUUUGUUAUGGCUAAAAGUCACACAGCAUCAUUGGUCAUAGUAUCUGAUAUCAAUGUACUUAAUACACCCAUUGGCAGCACUACGACCAGACACACUCUGCCAAACCAAACACCGGCCAUUAGGAAUAGAUGGCACUUUUUAUUUCUGUAAACCAACUGAGUCCCGUUUUCAUGGUAUUUUCAUAUAUAGGCCUCAGAGGUACCUGGAUUAUAAUUGAUCUUCCAUGAAUAUUUGUCACUCAAUUUCAGAAAGCUGAUAAAUGUAAUAACAGAGCAAGUGAUCA
Urocitellus parryii (Arctic ground squirrel) is the source of this 3189-nucleotide messenger RNA. The record is from RefSeq and is a predicted model, not a curated record. NCBI's taxonomy places the organism in Eukaryota, Metazoa, Chordata, Mammalia, Rodentia, Sciuridae.